Racocetra persica is the source of this 569-nucleotide messenger RNA. NCBI's taxonomy places the organism in Eukaryota, Fungi, Glomeromycota, Glomeromycetes, Diversisporales, Gigasporaceae. The record is from the annotation of a GenBank genome assembly.
UGUCACUAUUGCAAGCUAUUAUUACAAAACCGAAUUGCUGCAUUUGAUGAAACAAAUUUAACCAAUGAACCUCCAGAUCCUGUUACAAUUUAUGAUGCAAUUCAGUUUGUUGCACAGCAAAAAACUAGUAUUCUUCUUUUUGCAGAAAUUGAUGAAUGUUUGAAUACGGAAGUUUCAGCUGAAAUAAAUAAUAACAAUGAGGAAACAGAAUUAAAAAAUCUCAUUACACAAUUUCAGGAUUUAAAAAAUCCUGAAAACCUUGAGCAUUUAAAUAUUUCUAUACAUGAGUUUAUCAAAAUUGAUAAUAAAUAUGCAAUAGGUGAAAUGCCUACAAUUAAUGAGCUUAUAGAAGAAAUGCAAGAAAGUGAACCUAAAGAAGAAGAACUAGAGAAGCAAAAACCUGUUAUGCCAACUCAAGCUAUUACCAGAAUAGAUUCAGUAUUGGGUUAUAUUGAACAGCUUGAAUCGAAUUUUCAAAUUGAUAUUAAAGUUUUUGCUAAACUUAAACGGAUGCGAAAAGAGCUUGCUUAUUUAACAAAAAAAAAUUCAAAGCAAACAAAAUUGGAUUC